This is a messenger RNA of Ziziphus jujuba (common jujube), 1112 nucleotides long. RefSeq names its product flavanone 3-dioxygenase 3-like. The record is from RefSeq and is a predicted model, not a curated record. Bases 33 to 1112 code for a protein of 359 amino acids. Lineage: Eukaryota; Viridiplantae; Streptophyta; Magnoliopsida; Rosales; Rhamnaceae. The transcript has 3 exons.
AUUAUCAAAGAGUGAAAGUAAGAAAAAUAAAAAUGGAAGGCGCUCAAGGAGGUUCAUCAUCAUCAUCAAGAGGUUUAUUUACUAGUGCAAUGACACUUAGCCAAUUGGGGGUUUCUCAUGUCCCUCAACGUUAUGUUCUUCCUCCAUCUCAACGCCCAAAUCCUACAACUAAAUACUGCCCUUCUGCUAAUCUUCCCAUUGUAGACCUUUCCUCUUUACAACAUCCUACUCUUAGACCUAAUGUGAUUCAUGAGAUUCGGAUGGCUUCUAAGGAACUAGGGUUCUUUCAGGUGAUUAAUCAUGGAAUUCCUCAUUCAGUAAUAAACCAUGCCAUGGAAGCUGCAACUGAGUUCUUCAACUUGCCCAUUGAGGAAAAAAUGCUUCUGUUUUCUGAUUAUACUCAUGAACCUGUAAGGUAUGGAACAAGUUUAAAUCAUGUUGUGGACCAAGUUCACUAUUGGAGAGACUUUGUCAAGCACUAUUCCCAUCCGAUCUCUGAUUGGAUCCACCUUUGGCCAUCCAAUCCUCCUACUUACAAGGAGAAGAUGGGAAACUACACAAAAGCAAUUCACGUGUUACAAAAGCAACUCAUGGGACUUGUGUUUGAAAGCUUAGGGUUAAACCCUAAUUACUUAGAACAAGAAGUUGAAAAUGGUGCACAAGUCCUAGCUGUGAAUUGCUACCCUCCCUGUCCCCAACCCGAGCUCACCCUUGGGAUACCGCCACAUUCCGAUUACGGUUCCCUAACAAUCUUACUCCAAAGCUGUCCAGGGCUACAGGUCAUGGACAGCAACAAAAACUGGGUCUCGGUCCCGGCCAUUGAAGGAGCUCUUAUAGUUCAACUUGGAGAUCAAAUGGAGGUGAUGAGCAAUGGGCAAUACAAAGGUGUUGUUCACCGAGCAACAGUUAACAUGGCGAACCAGAGAUUCUCCAUUGCUAGUCUCCAUAGCCUAGCUUUGAGCAAGAAAAUUGGACCAGCACCACAACUUGUUGAUGAACAACACCCAAAAGCCUACGAAGAGUUCAGCUUUCAGGAUUUUCUUGAUUUCAUUUCAAGAAAUGAUAUUAUGAAGGGAAGGUUUAUUGAUACUGUUAAGAAUAAUAUUCCAUGA